Molecule: messenger RNA, 752 nt
Organism: Drosophila willistoni
Lineage: Eukaryota; Metazoa; Arthropoda; Insecta; Diptera; Drosophilidae
Gene: RpS9
Product: 40S ribosomal protein S9
Exons: 4
Coding region: 80-667 (195 amino acids)
Biological process (GO): positive regulation of translational fidelity; translation
Cellular component (GO): cytosolic small ribosomal subunit
Molecular function (GO): structural constituent of ribosome; rRNA binding
Source: RefSeq, a predicted model, not a curated record
UAAUAAUGACAACCAGCCGCAUGGCGAUAUAUUUUUUCUUUUCUUUUGGUCGUCUCAACUGAGCGGAAGCGUGUGAAAUAUGGUUAACGGCCGCAUACCGUCGGUCUUCUCAAAGACUUAUGUGACUCCCCGUCGCCCCUACGAAAAGGCGCGUUUGGAUCAGGAGUUGAAGAUCAUUGGUGAAUAUGGUCUGCGUAACAAGCGUGAGGUCUGGCGCGUUAAAUACGCCCUGGCUAAAAUCCGUAAGGCUGCCCGUGAGCUGUUGACAUUGGACGAGAAGGACGAGAAACGUCUAUUCCAAGGUAAUGCCCUGCUGCGUCGUCUGGUACGUAUUGGUGUCUUGGAUGAAUCUCGCAUGAAGCUCGAUUACGUUUUGGGUCUGAAAAUUGAGGAUUUCUUGGAGCGCCGUUUGCAAACUCAGGUGUUCAAGCUGGGUUUGGCUAAAUCCAUCCAUCAUGCCCGUGUGCUGAUCCGUCAGCGUCACAUUCGUGUGCGCAAGCAAGUCGUCAAUAUUCCAUCAUUCGUGGUGCGUUUGGACUCCCAGAAGCACAUUGACUUCUCGCUGAAAUCACCCUUCGGUGGCGGCCGUCCUGGACGCGUCAAGCGCAAGAAUCUGAAGAAGAACCAGGGUGGUAGCGGUGGUGCUGCUGAAGAAGAGGAGGACUAAGCAGUAGCGCGCAUCUGCGUAGCAAUGUUUUGUAAUGCUAAACUUAUAUAUUUUACAAAUUAAAAGUGUAAAAUGACAUUAACAA